AUGAGAUCAAAAAGACAAUCAACAGAUACACGACCACAGAUUAGUACCAUGGAGGAAAAAACCAAGAAGGAGGUCAACGAGCUUCGGGAAAUUUUGAAGGGCAUGUCUGUCGAUAUGAGAUUGUUCUCCCUUACCAUGAGGUCCCUCUACGCGGAAAAUGCGGUGGGCACUGACAAAGAAGUUGCUAAAGAGUUCAGAACACUUCGCGACGACACCAGGAAUGAUGCUAUGGUGUACAUUGAGGGCAUCCUUCCUUUGGCAACCGAGUUUGUCUCAUCCAUCAGCGCAUACUUUGAUUACUACGACGCUCUGACGUUUGAUGAGUGGUGUGAAAGUAUUUCCAGGAUCCGCAAGGAAACUACUGAUUACAAGAAACUCUGUAUGACGCUGUUGAGACUGCAUCGCGACAUUUUGGUGACCCUUAAGAAGAGGAGAGACCAAGCUGGUAUGCUCGUAGCUAAAGUAAAAGGCCUUGCGGUCGAAUAUGAGAAGAAGAAGGAAGAACUGAAAAAAAAGGCACGCACCCAACGUGCUUGGGCGUUAGCACUUUUCGAUAUCCCGAUCAUUGGUAUCAUUGUCGGGGAACUUCUACGCGUUGUUGGUGACAUAAAUUUGGCUGAAGCCACCGCUGCAGGAGUGCAAGCCAAUAUCCAAGAAGUAGCCGCCUUGGCAGUGAAAGAAACCCUCAUCCCUGUUUUGGAAGCCUUCAUUGAGGGAAUUUCUCAAGCAGCUAGCUUCUUCUCUGCUAUGGAACAAGAAUUGCAAAAGUUUGAAAACAACGCCAGUAAAAGCGAGUUUGACCCUCAAUAUAUUUUCUUCAAAGUGAUGAAGUUGGAAGCCAGGGAUAUGAAGUCUGCUUGCCGAGUGUUUUUUGAAGCCUUACCAGGUGUCGAGACCGACUUCCAAGCCAUGCCUACGGAGGGCACAGACCGCAACUACGUGGACAAGUGGUUGGAAAAACAGAAAAAGAUGAUCGAAGAAGAAUGUGAAGGUAAGCUUGCCAUGAAGAUGCUGAAAUGCAUUACACAUGCAGCCGGGAAAAAAAUGAAAUGAAACGCUGUCAAUUAAAGCUCAGAAAGUUCCUGAUUCAAGUGCGAUC
Pocillopora verrucosa is the source of this 1099-nucleotide messenger RNA. The record is from RefSeq and is a predicted model, not a curated record. NCBI's taxonomy places the organism in Eukaryota, Metazoa, Cnidaria, Anthozoa, Scleractinia, Pocilloporidae.